Molecule: messenger RNA, 684 nt
Organism: Penicillium malachiteum
Lineage: Eukaryota; Fungi; Ascomycota; Eurotiomycetes; Eurotiales; Aspergillaceae
Exons: 3
Coding region: 1-684 (227 amino acids)
Biological process (GO): transcription initiation at RNA polymerase III promoter
Cellular component (GO): RNA polymerase III complex
Source: RefSeq, a predicted model, not a curated record
AUGAGGAUCAUUGACCCCCAGUCUGCUGUCCUCACCAAUAUCGAGGUUCUAGCUUAUUUGACAUCCAAUCCACCCCGCCGCUCCCCGAACCCGCCAUCGAAUGCCGAUCGCCUUUGGGUUCCUAGCCCUGACCUAAGAGAUCAUAACACAGUCGUGAAAGAGAUUCACAAUUAUGUCUCUCGCAUCUCACCACACAUCCUCAAAUAUCCUCGCUCCACACCUCGCCCUUCCUCCUCGCAAUCUGCCUCUGCAGCAGCUAUGAUGGGAACCAUGCGCCCAGCAGCUGAAAGCAGCGACAUAGAUAACAACGACCCCUCCAAACCUUCAAUCCCUCCUCCUGUCAUCCCGUCUGAGCAAACACCUAUGGAUCAUGCCCUCCGUGAAUUGAUUAUGAAAUUGCAGCCCUACGGCUUGACCAAGGCGGAAGUGGUUAUGAUUCUCAAUUUGGGAGUUGGGGCUUCCAGCCCCGCGGGUCAGAACGGCGAAGAUGUUAAUGGCAAUGGAGAUGCAAUGGAGGUUGACGAGAAUGGUGUUAAUGGAGAGGGGGAAGAAGGCGAGGAGGAUUUCGGAGCGCUGGCGCUUUUUGAGUCCGUUGUUGAGGAGAGAGAAGCGCGCAUCUCGGAUGAAGAUGUGCAGAUUGUGCUGGGGAUUAUUCGAGAGGUCUUGAGUAAGAAUUAUGAUUAA